ACACACACACACACACUCACCUCAACCCCCUCCCUCCCUCCCUCUCUCUCUCUCUCUCUCUCUCGGUGGCGCUUUGCCAUUGCCGACUAUACAAUCCAACAUGGAGUGAACGCGGAGCGGCGAUGGGGCUCGCGCGGGGCCGUCCUCACCGAGAGCAGCUCGCGACUGCAGCCACGGCGUUAUCGCCGAGCGCGCGCUCAUCACAGACCAAAGACUCCGACGUCCGCGAUACCAUCAGGCUGGAUUAGACGGUGUCGCGCGCUGGUUAAAGUGCAAGACGAAAAACAAACAAACAAGAAGAGGAGAUUUAAAAAAAAAAAAAAAAAACCCGCUGCUAUACCAUAUAGCUUAGAAGAAAGAAACUGUAGGGGGGGGAUACACCGAGAGGCCGUAUCGGUGGGAGACAAAAUGGAGCCUGGACGCUGGUGCGCGCGCGCUCUGGGAUGUUAUUAUUGUAGGUGAAACGAGGGAGAUAAAAUGACCGAGGAAUCGCAGCCAGACGAUGACGACUACCUGGUGCGCGUGAAGGCAGUGGUGAUGACGAGGGACGACUCGAGCGGUGGUUGGCUGGCUCAGGAAGGGGGCGGGCUUAGCCGGGUGGGCGUGUGUAAGGUGGCUCCAGCCGAUCUGGACCUCCUUGGCCGUAACGGGUUCCUCAUCUAUGGAGAGAGACUCCGAGACAAGCAGGUGAUCCUCAAGUGCUUCCUGAAGAAGGACCUGAUCUACAUUAAAGCCACUCCCACGUUCCAUCACUGGCGAGUGGACAGCAUGAAGUGCGGCCUGACGUUCCAGAGUCCGGCGGACGCUCGCGCUUUCGACCGUGGCGUCAGGAAGGCCAUCGAAGACCUGACUGACGGUUCCACCACGUCCUCGUCUACUCUACAGAACGAGACGGAGCUGGGAGACGACGAUGUCUUCACGACUGCCACAGACAGCUCGUCUAACUCGUCGCAGAAGAGGGAGCCGUCGUUGCAGACGCUCGCACCGAUCAGCUUCUGUGAAUCGCGUCACCACCAGUGCAUUCUGGGACAUCUCUACAACCAGCACAGGCACUCCGACCAUUACUUCCUGGACCAGGCGGUGCCGAUGUUCCCCCACGUUCCUGUGAACUUCCUGGAGGAAGAGGAAGAGCUUGUGCGCAUAAACCCGCGUGAGCGCGCCUGGCUAACGGGCUACGAGGACUACCGUCACGCCACCACGGCCGCCCACAAACUCCUGCGCCCGGAACCCACGGACGCUUACGUCUCCUUCGCCAAGAGCGAAGUGCCCAAACAUGACUACACUUACCCGUACCCUCACCGGCUCUCUGAAGACAACGGUAAAUCGGGCAUCAGUGGCGGCGUGGUGGCGUGCCAGCCGCGCGGCCCGUGGCGCACCGAGGAGGAAUGUGUGCGCUGCGUGUACUGCCGGGACGUGUUCAGUCCGGCACAGAACUGGCGCGGGCAGUGCCGGGAAGCGCCCGACCCUGUGGUGGCACUCAUACGACGUGUGAGCUUCAUGUGGUGCGCCGACAGCCUGCUGUACCACUGCAUGGCCGACGCCGAAGGCGAGUACUCGGAGCCGUGCUCGUGCGACCCCAGUGACGGGCGUCUCGUCCUGCGCUGGCUCGCGUUGUUCGGCCUGUCGCUCAUCGCACCCUGCAUGUGCUGCUACGCACCACUGCGUGCCUGCCAUCGCUGUGCCGUCGCGUGCCACUGCUGCGGUGCCCGACACAAGGCUGCCGGCUGACACGGGCAAGAAAGUCAACGCAGACGGACUUGAACAAACGUCAGACGGUGACUUUCUUUUCCCCAGGGGUUUUGUUUUCUCUGGACACCUGAUCUCCUGAUGUCUUUAUCAGUUAUUUUUGGUGCCAUUCAGCUUCUAUGCCAUUAACAGUACAUUCAUUUAUAUAGUCAUUAUAUAUAUAUAUAUAUAU
This is a messenger RNA of Ictalurus punctatus (channel catfish), 1918 nucleotides long. RefSeq names its product sprouty related EVH1 domain containing 2a (gene spred2a). The record is from RefSeq and is a predicted model, not a curated record. Gene Ontology annotation, molecular function: protein kinase binding. The coding region runs from base 478 to 1728 and encodes 416 amino acids. NCBI's taxonomy places the organism in Eukaryota, Metazoa, Chordata, Actinopteri, Siluriformes, Ictaluridae. Gene Ontology annotation, cellular component: membrane. Gene Ontology annotation, biological process: negative regulation of MAPK cascade; multicellular organism development. The transcript is spliced from 6 exons.